This is a messenger RNA of Lactuca virosa, 1554 nucleotides long. NCBI's taxonomy places the organism in Eukaryota, Viridiplantae, Streptophyta, Magnoliopsida, Asterales, Asteraceae. The record is from the annotation of a GenBank genome assembly.
UUAAAGAAUUUUAUAAUUUAUCACAUGUUCUUUUUGGUUUUUGUUUUGUAAUUUGUGUGAAUGAAACCUCUCCAUUUCAUGAUUUGUUUUCAUUAUCAUUCAUGUAAAAAUGGCAGACUGGUCUCAACUUCCGAGAGAGCUUCUUGAUCUCAUAUCCAAACACCUCAACUCCGAGACCGAUCUUGUCCGUUUCCGAUCUGUUUGCACCUCCUGGCGAUCCUCCAUACAACUCUUCACUUCCCGUUUUCCGAUUCUCCCAAAAACCGGAAUCUCCGAUUCCACCUGGGGUUUCUGCCUCUCCAAACGGACCAUCUUCCGUGUCGAGUUAGCUGAUCCCGAUUCUGAUUCUCAACAAACCCACGUUCCAUGGCUAAUCAAGGUCGAAAGAGACAAACCCCCAAAAACUCAUCUCAUGAAUCCGUUAACUGGAUCCGAUUUCAUCCCCCUCUUGCCUAAUUUCCCUAGAUCCCUUGAUUUGUUGAAUUUCAGGGUUACGGAAUUAGGCCAAGAGUAUGUCUUAAAGUACAUUAAUUAUCGUCCUCAUGCGAAUUCAAUUGGGGAUUCCGUAACCCUUUAUAUGGAGAAGGUUGCGUUCUGUAGGUCGGGGGUUAAUGGGUUCAUGUUAUUGACGAUUCACACUAGUGGAAGAUUGGCUCUGUUGAAAAUCGGAGAGAAGAAAUGGAACAUAAUCAACGAUCUGCCGUCGCCUUACGACGACGUUAUAUUCUAUAAAGGGGAGUUCUACGCUGUGGAUAUCACCGGCAGGACUGUUGUUCUGGUUAUGGAUGCAGAGACGACACUGAAGGUCAUAGCGAAUUCUGUGUUCGGCGGGGAUAAGAAGUUUCUGUUGGAAUCCAUGGGGGAAUUGUUCAUGGUUGAUAAGUUUUUGAGCGUUGGACCUGACAAUGAUUUCGAUUAUGAUGAUGACAACGAGUUUUAUGAAGAUUUCGAUUGUUUCAUGAGUGAAAGAACUGUGAAACUUGAGGUGUACAAGUUGGAUCACGAAGAACAGAGGUGGAUCGAGGUGAAAAGUUUGGGUGAUCGAAUGCUGUUUAUAGGCGAUAAUUGUGGGUUUUCAGCUUCUGCUUCUGAUUUCCCUGGAUGCAAAGGUAAUUGUGUGUUCUUCACUGGGCUAAGUAGGGAAGAUGAUGGUUUGAUGAAGAAUCGUGGUGUGGGUGUGUUUGAUUUGGAGAGUGGUAGCAUUGGGCCGAUUGCUAAUAAUUCUGCUAACUCUCAGCUCUUUUGGCCUCCCCCUCCAUGGCUUCAUUCGAAUCCGGUGGCUUUAGAAGAUGGAUUGAAUCAUCUUAACAUCUAAUUGGAUUCGAGCAAAGACAGAAGUCGAAAAAUUAAAGUGUACAUAUGCUCUUCAUGGUUUCGUUAGCAUCUAAAUUUCGACUAAUGAAAAGAAAUUUUAAUGUUUGACCUUUUUUUUUUCUUUCUUUCUUUACAAUAAUUCGUUGUUUUUGGUUUAUGUUGCUGCUUGUUCGUUAUGGUAUUACAUUGCUUUUGGGUGUAUGUUUUUGGUUCAAGAAAAUCAAUUAUUUGUUGUGGUUA